UUUCUAUUCAUUAGCUUUUUGUCAGGAUGUCUGAAAUGCAUGGGACAGAGAAACCAUGGGUAAGUCCGACAAUAGGAUCGCCACAAUUAGGAGGAGUUUGUACAAGCACUCUUGCUGGUUCAACCCCAGCCGGUGUCGCGCAAGGACAACCGGACUUGGACUAUGACUUCAACUCGACUUUGGGAGGUUCUGUCUUGGCAAGUAAACAUGAGUCAAGAGAUUUAGCUAGUACCAAUAUCAGAGAGAAUACUUUAGAAUCACUUGAAAUCCACGAUGGCUACAAACAGAGUGAUCAACAGCAACAGAAGCAUGGAUCUGUAAAACAAAUUAAGGAAGCAAUGGAAGAGAGACCGAGCCACAUUCAGCGUAGCAUUGAUCGCGAGAAUGUUGCUGCUGCUGCUGCUGCUUCUGCUGGUGCUGCUGCUACAAAUAAUGCAAAUACUGGAGGUGGCAUUCGACCGUGGCUCCUGAUCUUGAUAAUUUCUGUGGUGCAAAUGCUUCUCUCAUCGAUGCUGCCAUCCAAUGGAGUAGUUAAUGCAUCAUCCGAUCAAGUAGGGGAUCCCAGAGGCGGUCGCGGUGGAACAGAAGGAAACGGGAAUAGAGGAAAUAGCCAUCAAAAUGGUGCGGAAGGAAAAGGAAGAGAUUAUAACCGACAGUAUUUCCGACAAUGGCCUCCGAUUUCCGAUAUCAAAACAGCAGCUGGAACAAUUGUGACGGAGCGAAUGACAGAAUCACGUCGACUACAACUUCGCGAGGAGGCUAAGAAGAUGUUCAUGCAUGGAUAUCAAGGAUAUUUGGAUUAUGCGUUCCCAAUGGAUGAGUUGAAUCCAGUGGCCUGUUCAGGACGAGGACCAGAUCGAGCGAAUCCAGAUAACAUUAACAUCAAUGAUGUAUUGGGGGAUUUCUCAUUGACCUUGAUUGAUUCAUUGGAUACAUUGGCAGUGAUGCGAGAAUUCGAGUUGUUUCAGGAAGCCAUUGAGAAGAUCAAGAAAUAUGUGCGAGAUUUCGAUAGAGACAGUCGAGUUCAGGUGUUUGAAGUGAAUAUCCGAGUGUUAGGAGCGUUAUUAUCGGGUCAUUUGUAUGCAACAGAUCCGAAAUUGUCAGCGCACCAGAGUCAAAGCCAAUAUCAAAAUGUAAAAAGAAAAAAAUACCAGUAUCAAGGAGAGUUACUGAGAAUGGCAGAGGAUCUUGGAAAGAGGUUGAUUAAGGCGUUUGAGAAUACACCGACGGGAUUACCAUGGCCUAGAGUGAAUUUGAAGAGAGGAGUGUUGAGAGAGGAGUCCAUUGAGAAUUGUGUGGCAGGAGCAGGAAGUUUAUUGUUGGAAUUUGGAGUGUUGAGUCGACUCACAGGUGACAAGAGUUAUGAGGAAGCAGCAAAGAAAGCACUUCAUGAACUAUGGAAACGGAGAUCAAAGAUUGGAUUGAUGGGGAACACGAUCAACAUCAGUACAGGGCAGUGGAUGUCGUCAAUGACAGGAAUCGGUGCUGGCACAGAUUCCUUCCAUGAAUACUUGAUCAAAUCAUAUGUCCUUUUUGGAGAUGAGGAGUACUUUGUGAUGUAUGAAUCCGCACAGGAGGCAAUCCGACGGACAUUGUUGCAUGACUCCAAGUAUUUCUACAAGCAUGUCAAUAUGGAGGAUGGGACACUGAUGGCCCAUUGGGUUGAUAGCUUAUCGGCUUUUAUGCCAGGUGUCCAGGUACUAGGAGGCGAUCUUGAAAGUGCAAUCAAAAACCACUUAUAUUAUUAUAAUAUUUGGCGUAAAUACCAAGCUAUUCCAGAACGCUUCGAUUUUGUACAGCAGACGGUCGCUAUCGCCAAUUAUCCCCUACGCCCUGAGUUUAUAGAAUCAACCUAUUUUCUUUAUCGAGCAACAAAGGAUCCAUUCUAUCUCGAAGUGGGUGAGAUGAUUCUUCGUGAUCUACAGGCAUAUACCAAGACUAAAUGUGGCUGGGCAUCGCUUAGAAGUGUCGUUGAUAAGAAACACGAGGAUCGAAUGGAAAGUUUUGCACUGUCAGAAACAAUCAAAUAUCUUUUCCUACUCUUUGAUGAAGAGAAUAUCCUUCAUCAUGAGCUUAAAGAUUCCAAUUUUGUGUUUACAACCGAGGGACAUAUCUUAUAUUUGGAUAUAAAAUAUCUCAGCCCGAAUUCGAAGGAUCGUGUAGUGGAAAGUCAGAUGUCUACAUCAAAACCAAACUUUAUCUCUAAGGCAGCGCAGUCAGUAGUAGCGGCUAUUUAUGGAGAGCAUGCUCACAGUAGGCUUGUCAAGACAACGCCUACGGCAGCCGCAUCAGUAGCAACCGCAGCACCUGUCUGUAAAGCUUAUUGUGCACCGGAGACAUUCCUGAAGAGCAUAGUCUAUCGACCAGAUGCAGAUUUUGCUCGACAGAUGGUAGGCGCGCGUGAGGAUAUUCGAGAUAUAUUAGAAACGGAUCCUAAAGGGUAUUGCGAAGUUCCGACCCUAGAUGUGGAGCGGGUGAUUGUAGAGUUUAUAGGUCCUCCUAAGAAAACUAUCUUCGACCUUAAUGAUAAUUAUGAAGAGAAUACUGAUGACCAUACCAAGGAGCCACCUAUCAAGGCUGCAUUAUCAUCAGAUGAGCUCAAAGACCCGAUGGUGAUUCCAAUCAAGAAGGGUGUGUUUGUCAACAGAGUUGUGGGUGUGAAGAUGCACAUCCAGUAUGAUAGCGCGCAGAACGGAUACCGAGCUGUCAAAGUGGAAGACUAUCCUCUAAGCUCAAGUUGUAGCGUGUAUGUUGAGCAGUCAUCAAUGAAGCCACUUUGGGACUCAUAUCAACGUGCACAGGCUGCUCACUUACGUCUGUUCAAGGUCCAGCCAUCGAGUGUAGAUGGAAUGGUGAUUGUAAAGGACUUGUCAAUUAUGCCUGCCCAAUUUGGGACUUGGCGGCCUAGACUACUGGAUUAUAACCAAGCAGCGACAUACAAUACUUAUGAGACAACAUUGAAAGACUACCAAGUGGAAGAGGAGAUCUCUUUUCAACCUCGAUGGGACCGUGAGCAAGAGGAUACAUAUCAACGACAACAGCAGCAACAGCAGCCUUUAUCCGUGCCUCUUCAUGGUUCCGCCACAUCAGCAAGAAUGACGAGUAAGAGGCGCUUCCCAACAAAGAGAUUCGCCAGGAUAGAAGACAAUACUAAUGGUUGCCAACCUUAUACGACAGCUCAAUCUAAUUUGGUUAAGAAUAAGAUAGUGGCGGUAGAUCGAGGUGGUUGUCUUUUUAUUUUGAAGGCCUACUAUGCACAGGCUGCUGGAGCACACAGUAUGAUUGUGAUCAACACAGACGACAACGCGUUUGUAAUGACAGGUGCGAAUGCAAACAAGUCUUCAAGCUCUUCUUCAUCGUCAGCUCCUACUUCUGAAAGCAAUGAAUCAUCUGAACCACAAAAGAGUCAUGACCAAGAGAUCAAUGAUGACUUAUUGCUAGGGGAUAAUAUCCAUGAUGAUGAAAUUGAUAUCCAUGUUGUGAUGGUUGGCCAUUCUCAAGGCCAACAAUUAUUGGAAUGGAUUCAAGAGGAGAGUCUUAAUGAUCCAUCGAUGAGUUCUGACACGAAUGUAAUCGAUAUGGAUGCAGCACAGGAGCAAGAGCAGAGACAACCGGCGCUGGUGUCAACGGUCGUAAUGGCGGGAAUUGUACAGCGCAAAGUCAGCAAAGAAGAGAUGGCGAAUGCACGCUUAUCUUAUGAUGGUCUGCCGAUUGUCAAUAUUAUUCCCGUUAGUAUUCCUAAUGGACACCUUUAAACAUAAAAAAAUAUUACUU
Lobosporangium transversale is the source of this 3774-nucleotide messenger RNA. RefSeq names its product glycoside hydrolase. The record is from RefSeq and is a predicted model, not a curated record. The coding region runs from base 27 to 3755 and encodes 1242 amino acids. Gene Ontology annotation, cellular component: membrane; endoplasmic reticulum. The transcript has 5 exons. Gene Ontology annotation, biological process: endoplasmic reticulum mannose trimming; mannose trimming involved in glycoprotein ERAD pathway; carbohydrate metabolic process. Lineage: Eukaryota; Fungi; Mortierellomycota; Mortierellomycetes; Mortierellales; Mortierellaceae. Gene Ontology annotation, molecular function: calcium ion binding; mannosyl-oligosaccharide 1,2-alpha-mannosidase activity.